AACCCUUCUCUUCUCUCUUUAAAACCCCAACUUUCUUCUCUCUCUUUCCCUCUUCAAAAACCCUUUCUGUUAAUCUCCAAACAAGAACAACAAAAAGUGUGUUAACUUGUUUUUGCAAAAAGAUCAAGACUUGAUUAUUUCUGAGAAACUCCAUUAGUAUGAUUAAAAUGGAUUACGAUGGAUCAAGAAUCGGUGAAAUAGUAGAAGAUGAAGAGAAGAUUGAUCUACCACCUGGAUUCAGAUUUCACCCUACUGAUGAAGAACUCAUAAGUCACUACCUCAAACCAAAGGUUUUCAACACUUUAUUCUCUGCUACUGCCAUAGGUGAAGUUGAUCUCAACAAGAUCGAGCCUUGGGACUUGCCUCGGAAAGCUAAGAUGGGGGAGAAAGAAUGGUAUUUUUUCUGUGUAAGAGACCGGAAAUAUCCAACCGGUUUAAGGACAAACCGGGCAACUGAAGCCGGUUAUUGGAAAGCCACAGGCAAAGAUAAAGAGAUUUUUAAGGGUAAAUCACUUGUGGGUAUGAAGAAAACUCUAGUUUUCUACAAAGGAAGAGCUCCUAAAGGAAUAAAAAGCAAUUGGGUUAUGCACGAAUAUCGUUUAGAAGGCAAAUAUUCAAUCCAAAAUCUUCCCCAAACAGCUAAGAACGAGUGGGUUAUUUGUCGUGUUUUCCACAAGCGUGCCGAUGGUACAAAGGUUGAUAUAUCCGGUUUAACGUUGCUCGAUUCACACAUUAACCGAAUCGAACCGGCUGGUUUACCUUCGCUGAUGGAUUGUUCUCAACGAGACUCUUUCCCCGGUUCGUCGACUCACGUGGCCUGCUUCUCCGACCAAGAAACCGAAGACAAAAGACUCGUUCACGAGUCCAAAGACGGUUUUGGUUCUCUGUUUUACUCUGAUCCUCUGUUUCUACAAGACAAUUAUUCGCUAAUGAAGCUGUUGCUUAACGGUCAAGAAACUCAAUUUCCCGGUACUGAUCCAUCCGGUUUAGUCGGUACGGGAGAAUUGGAUUGCUUGUGGAAUCUCUGAGUUGUAGUAACUUUUGUUGUAGACUUUGUAGUUCAUGUCUUUUGUGUGCGAGUUAAGAUUAUUGUUACAUUUGUUUUUGUAAAAAAGAAGAAAAAAUUCUAGAAAGUCGAUUUGUUUUGCUAUGUAAAAUUAGCAUUUUAAUAUAUUUAGUAGACUUCCCAA
Molecule: messenger RNA, 1190 nt
Organism: Eutrema salsugineum
Lineage: Eukaryota; Viridiplantae; Streptophyta; Magnoliopsida; Brassicales; Brassicaceae
Product: NAC domain-containing protein 92
Exons: 3
Coding region: 159-1028 (289 amino acids)
Biological process (GO): regulation of DNA-templated transcription
Molecular function (GO): DNA binding
Source: RefSeq, a predicted model, not a curated record